AUGCAUUUCACAAAUUCACAGUCGUGCUAGACAGGGGUGUAUUGAGCUGCUUUUGUAGGAUGGUGAGGGGUACAAACACACACCCCUGUCCCUAUCCACAGGAGGGAUCUGUCAUUUCAGAGGUAAUCCAAGGUACUGGUCACAUCAGGUUACUCCAUAUUGAUAUAAAUCUGGAUGGUUUAAGAUGACGUCAUUGCUGUCAUUUCCGGUAUUUAUGGCCCUUUCUUUCAUUGCAAUUCAGUGCACACAAGGUUGGAAUCAGCUCGGUCCUUACGACACAUUGACGUCUACCCUACUUGAAUCAUAUAACAAUCACAACCCACCAUCGUACAGUCAACCAACCAAGGUUGAGAUAGCCAUUAUCCUUCAAAGUAUCACCAAACUGGAUGAAUUCGAGGGGACAUUUUCGGCAGUUGCCUGGCAGAAACUGUUAUGGAAAGAUGAUCGUCUAUCCUGGAAUAAAUCGGAAUAUGACGGCAUCAAAGCCAUCCGUGUCCCUGCUUGGCAAAUAUGGAAACCCGACAUCAUACUUUACAACAGUGUCGAAGAGAGGAAGAUAUUGUCAGAGGUACAGGCUGUGGUUUAUUCAGAUGGUACCCUGUAUCACAUCAUACCUAUUAGCAUCAAAUCAUCGUGUAAAAUGGACCUUAGCAAGUACCCUUAUGAUGUACAGAACUGCACGCUGAUCUGGGGUGCCUGGAUGCAGGAUAAUUCGCGGAUAUCAUUGAGUACUUCCGCCACUAAUCUUGAUCUAGAAGACUUCACACCAAACCCAAUCUGGGAGAUCGUUGACACCACCCUGGCCAAGAACAUCAAGAAAUAUGAUUGCUGUCCGGAGACAUACGAGGAUAUAGCAGUCUCGAUCAUCCUACGUAGGAAGCAACCCGAUAGUCUCAUCGCAUCGGCUGUCAUAGCAACCUGGAUGAUUGUGGUCGUUUUCGUCAUCUCACCUCCUUCAUCCGGUGAACGAAUCAUCUUCGCUGGUUUCAUCUUUGUUUCUCUCAUCAUCCUAUCAGCUUGGUUGAGUGCCACCGUACCUUCCUACACAUCAACGAACCUCGGCAGAUUUCUCGUGUUUGGGAUGUUGAUGACGGCCAUGAUCACGGUCUUGUUAGCCGUAUGCCAUGGGCUCUAUCCGAGGCAAGAUGGGGAGAAAGAUAGCGAAACGACAGCAAAGGAUAUUCUGAAUGAACGGAGGCGGCGGUACUUCCGACUGUUCGAUGCCGGUGCUAUGAUCUUCAUCGUCGUACUUCUAUCAGUUAUGACAGGCGCCCUCUUCGCCUCGUGA
Molecule: messenger RNA, 1288 nt
Organism: Lytechinus variegatus (green sea urchin)
Lineage: Eukaryota; Metazoa; Echinodermata; Echinoidea; Temnopleuroida; Toxopneustidae
Product: neuronal acetylcholine receptor subunit alpha-6-like
Exons: 9
Coding region: 185-1288 (367 amino acids)
Biological process (GO): chemical synaptic transmission; monoatomic ion transmembrane transport; nervous system process
Cellular component (GO): membrane; neuron projection; synapse
Molecular function (GO): extracellular ligand-gated monoatomic ion channel activity; transmembrane signaling receptor activity; neurotransmitter receptor activity
Source: RefSeq, a predicted model, not a curated record